Hemibagrus wyckioides is the source of this 2127-nucleotide messenger RNA. It is a transcript of the gene jtb, whose product is annotated as jumping translocation breakpoint. Gene Ontology annotation, biological process: mitotic cytokinesis. The transcript is spliced from 6 exons. The coding region runs from base 223 to 675 and encodes 150 amino acids. NCBI's taxonomy places the organism in Eukaryota, Metazoa, Chordata, Actinopteri, Siluriformes, Bagridae. The record is from RefSeq and is a predicted model, not a curated record. Gene Ontology annotation, cellular component: cytoplasm; midbody; membrane.
GUGACGUCAUACCAACUCUCCUAUUCAAGAUGGCGGACGGUCCACUUCGGUGUAAAUAAAGUAUCAGGCUAAACGAUAUCUAAGUUAUAAAGCUGCCGCACGAUUGUGUGACUGUUUUAAGUGGAGAAUCAUCUGAAAACUAACGUUAGUGGUAUUACAAGGGAUGACUGAGAAUGGCAAUAUAGGUAAGGACUGUUUUUUUCCUCACAGCUAAGCUGAGGAAUGGAGAGUGACUGCAGGAUUCCCAUGUCAUGUUUAAGACCCAGAGUUCUGGUCCUGCAUGCACUUUUCUGGGGAUUGGUGUGUCUCAGAGUGUUUGGGUCAGCACUUCUUGGUGAGGUAAAGCCCACAGUAACAAAGGCAGCGACCAUGCCGUGUUGGCAGGUGGAAGAGUUUGUUGUUGCGACAGAAUGCACUUUGUGUAGUGCUUUUCAAACGAAGACGCAACCGGCCUGCAUCCAGACAGGAUAUGUGGAAAGGAUUAACUGUACCAAGUCCAACAAAGAUGAGUAUAAAAGCUGCCGCUCAGCAGUGAUGGAGGAGCAUCUCUUUUGGAAAUUUGAGGGUGCCAUGUUAGGCCUUACUGUUAUCUUUGCACUAGUAGUGAUCGGCAGGCAGAGGUCUUUAGACCGCCAAGCCUCGGAAAAGGUCCGCAGGCAGAUUGAAUCUAUUUAGUCCUCAGAACUGUAUUGAGCAGUAUUGUACAUAUGAUGAGGAGAGCUCCAGAGUUACAGUGAUCAUCAUUAUCCCCGGUGUUCCAGCACUGCUGUAGUAGGCGGUUUCACUGGCCUGGCCUGGGUUCACGGGACACUCGUAGACAAAGCUGGUCAUGUCUUAAUGGAUGGACAUAAUGUUUUUUGUUUGAAAUUUGACAGUAAGAGUGGGUUGCUGCUUCCAUAUUUUCCAUAUUACUUCCAUAUCACACCAUCUUUUCACACACAUUACUCAUUCUACAGUUAACUUUUAACUGUGAAGCUUCCAGGAUUAAUAAGGAAGUCAGCAGCUAAAUCAACAGACUUAAUAAUAGAAAAGAUCAAUUGUUUGUUUCUUGUGAGAUUUUGUACUUGGGAGUUUCUCCUCCCUAAUAGAUAAUGCACAGCCGAUACUACAUGUUCUCAUUAACACUGUACUGACCUAAUGCAGAAGCAGAGUUCCUUUUGACAUUUGUUAUAAAUUAAAUUGUAUUGUGUAUAGAAUCCUGUUAUUAUUUGCCCUGGAACUGUCAUGCUGAGACAUUUUAAUGACAUGAUGAAUCUGAGCUUGUGCUUCUGUGUGUUUUAAUAAGUGUUUGCUAAUCAGAUAACAGGGAAUGUAAACAUGGACACAGGAAUCGGGUCGUUUUCUUUAUUUUCUUGUAAAUGUAAAAAACAAAUGAUCGUUUUCACAUGCUUAUAAAUUGUCCAGUAGGAGCCUGAGAAAUGUUCUAGUUUGCUGACCAUGUUUAAACAUCCAUAUAUUACAUUUACCGCGAAGACUGCGUUUCAAGUUUCAGUUUUUGUGCUUUUGUUUUUAAUUCCAGUCCCGAUGAUUUUUGGUUUUGAAACUCGGAUUCAGUUGAACUACAAGUGUUUGCUCGUCAUGUUGUGCAUGGUUCAGUGUGUCUCAGCACCAGCGUGAGGUUUUAUUUGUGGAAUAUAUUGAUAUGUUAGGCACUGCACAUACUGCUGCUGACCUUUACCCCAUCUAAACUCUGUUAACUCUAUUAUACAGAUUAAUGUGGAAGUGUUAAUUUUUAAAUGAGCUAAUUACUAAUUUUUGGGUAUGUUCAAUAUCCUGGUUUUUGGUUUUGUUUUGUUUUGUUUUUGGCCCAUGCAGAAGUUUAGUUUCAAGUACGCAGCUGAUCUUCUUCUGAUAUGCCGUGUGUGUGUGUGUGUGUGUGUGUGUGUGUGUGUGUGCGUGCGCACGUGCACGCGUGCGUGUGUGCGGCAGUGUAAAGCAAGUUGAGACAGUUUUUUUCAUUUCAUUGAUGCAAUGAAGAAAAGGCUGCAUGCUGUUUUCUCUUUAGCCAGUUUUACUGGUCUACCUGACUGUACAUAAUGUAUUUUUAUGAAAGAUGUGAGACAUUUCCUAUUCUCUGUAUUUAAAAGGGGAACUGUGAAAUAAACGAAAUGGAACAAAUUAUUAUUA